AUGGCGGAGGGGGCUACCAAAUUGACGUUGCGGCGCCUGGAGGCUCCCGUUCACAAAUUCAUUAAAGUGGCUCUACCCACUGACCUGGAGCGGCUGCAGAAGCACCACGACAACAUAUUGAAGUACCAGCAGAGCCAACAGUGGGGUCGCCUUCAUCAAGAGCACAUAAAUGCGAGCCGGACAGUUCAGCAACUACGAGCCAACAUCAGAGAAAUGGAGAAGCUGUGCAGCCGCGUCCGGGCGGAAGACGCUGCAGCUCUCGAGAAGCUUGUCAAGCCGGUCAAGGACAGGGCGUCCGUCGCCGUGCGAGAUUUCCUACAGUUGCACUCUAACCCGACCAUUCAGCCCACGGCGUUCUCACCGUCACCCGACUCAGAUCGGCCGUCUGGCUGUGGGUCCGGCACUGACCACGCUAAUGACGAUGUGGAUGAAGAGUUGGUUUCUGGCUGGCAAAUUCAGUCCCAGCUGCCGGAGAUCCCUGCAGAAGAAAGUGCUGCAGAAUCCUGGGACGACCUCGAAGAGGAUCUGCAGGAGCUAAGCAGUUUGGUGACAAGCUUCUCUGUGCUCGUCCACUCCCAGCAGGAGAUGAUUGACAGCAUUGAAGGCAACGUCAACACGGCCGUCGCCAACGUGGAGGAGGGGUCCAAAAGCCUGGGGAAGGCGGUGGGCUACAAGUGGGCGAUGCUGCCUUUGGCUGGUGCGCUCCUGGGCGGCGUCCUCGCGGGUCCACUGGGCCUUAUCAUUGGACUGAAAACUGCGGGCGCGGCAGCUGUGGGGGGCAGUGCCCUGGGCUUCGCAGGAGGCAAGAUGGUGAAAAAAUACAACAAACGCCUGCUGGGGCUGCAGAUGAAGCAGCUGACUGAGCCGCCGACCGACGACGCGUCAGACAAGGACAAGUGA
This is a messenger RNA of Nerophis lumbriciformis (worm pipefish), 900 nucleotides long. The record is from RefSeq and is a predicted model, not a curated record. Lineage: Eukaryota; Metazoa; Chordata; Actinopteri; Syngnathiformes; Syngnathidae.